AUGCUUCGCAUCAAGAUCGAUGGUGACCAAGAACAAAGAUCUGUUCUUAUUGAUACCUUGAAAUUAUCUGAACAAAAGUUAGGCACAAAAAUUUUAACUAAAAACGAUGUAACAAGCCUUUAUUUAAAUAACCGAAGUAUUCGAAGUAUUCCAUCACUGUCAAUAUUUCCGCAUUUAAAUUGUCUUUCAAUCGAUGGCAAUCAUCUUCAAGAUCUUGAAUUUAUUAAAACAAAUUUUUCAUUAGGAGAACUAUAUGCAGGAAAUAAUCAUAUAUCAAAUAUUAAAGGAUCACUGAGUCAUUUGAAAAACUUACGUGUAGUUCAUUUACAAAAUAAUCAAAUAUCAAAUCUUAACAGACUUGCCUAUGAAUUACGACAUUUAAGUGCACUCGAAGAUCUUAAUCUAUUUGAUAAUCCUGUAACUUUCGUUUAUGGUUAUAAAUCAACCAUGAUUGAUUUGCUUCCCAAAUUACGAGUUCUUGAUCGAAAGACUGUUUCAAAUGAUGAACGAACUCAAGCAUUUAGUGAUCGUCAUCCUGAUCGACAAAAAGUGCUUAAUCGUAUCGGAUUUGCGUAUCAUCUCGAACCAAAACAAGAAGAAAAUUCAUUUGAAAAGACAAAAUCAUAUUCAUCACCAUUAUCUAUCAGAAAAUCUGCCGUACAAAUCAGAGAAAACAAUCCGAAUGAUCAAUCACAUGAACAAAUGUUGAAUGAAGCUUUACGAAUGCGAGCAUUGCGACGUAGUAUAACUGAAUAUUCACAAUUUGAUUGGAACAAAAUUCCAAUAGGCGCUGAAAAACGUUUAAUGGAAGCAGAAAAUGCAGUGACACAACCCGAUGUUAUUUCUAUUUUCUUUCAAUGA
Rotaria socialis is the source of this 861-nucleotide messenger RNA. Lineage: Eukaryota; Metazoa; Rotifera; Eurotatoria; Philodinida; Philodinidae. The record is from the annotation of a GenBank genome assembly.